Messenger RNA from Centruroides sculpturatus (bark scorpion), 1450 nucleotides. RefSeq names its product multidrug resistance-associated protein 4-like. The transcript has 11 exons. The record is from RefSeq and is a predicted model, not a curated record. Gene Ontology annotation, cellular component: membrane. Gene Ontology annotation, biological process: transmembrane transport. The annotation marks the transcript as partial. Gene Ontology annotation, molecular function: ABC-type transporter activity; ATP binding; ATP hydrolysis activity. NCBI's taxonomy places the organism in Eukaryota, Metazoa, Arthropoda, Arachnida, Scorpiones, Buthidae.
GGUAUUCACUGCAUUCCAUAUUUAUUUACAAAUCCAUUCUUCAUCAUUGUUUCUAUUGCCAUGUUGUGGCAAUACUAUGGAUGGACUAUAUUAGCAGGAUUCCUGGCUAUAUUUCUCUACAUUCCUACGCAAUUUGCUUUGAGUAAACUAUAUUCAAAAUUGAGAUUACAAGCAGCCAUAUUAGGCGACAAAAGAUUGAACCUAUUGAAUGAGAUGAUUGCUGAUAUGAGAUUAAUUAAAAUGUACACCUGGGAAUUGCCAUAUGCCGCAUUAGUUGAGAAAAUCAGAGAGAAAGAAAUGAAAAAAGUUCGAAUGUUUUUAUAUACAAGGGGAGUAUCGAAUAUAUUUUCAUAUCCUAUAUCGAAGUUAUUUACUUCCCUCACAUAUCUUGCUUUUUUCUUAAAUGGAGGACAAUUAAAUGCCCAAAUUGUAUUCAUCACUAUGACUGUUUCAAUGUACAUUUUCGUUAGCACUGUUAGUCUGUUUUCAAAUGCACUAAAUAUUGCUGCAGAAAUUUUGGUUUCGUUGAAGAGACUUCAGGAAUUUCUUCUCCUUCAUGAAAAAGACACCAAUGAUAUCGAAAUUGUGGAAGAAGUAGGAAAUUUAAACAAAUAUGGAAUAUGGAUGAAUAAUGUUACAGCUACAUGGAAAAAUGAGUCCCAACCCACAUUGAGUAAAAUAUCUUUAAAUGUACAGCCUGGAGAAUUAUUAACUGUUAUAGGUCCUGUUGGAUCAGGAAAGACAUCUUUAUUAAUGUCCGUUUUGGGAGAGAUUCCUGUUACGUCUGGUAAAGUGAUAGUAAAAGGAAAAAUAGCUUAUGCUUCUCAAGAAGCUUGGGUAUUCAACGAAACUGUCAGAGAAAAUAUCUUGUUCGGAGAAGAAUUCAAAGAAGAAAAAUACAGGAAUGUCUUGUAUAUAACUGCUCUAGAAAAGGAUAUAAGCUUAUUUCCGAAAGGUGAUCUGACUAUUGUGGGAGAGAGGGGAGUGAUAAUGAGCGGUGGGCAAAAGGCAAGAAUUAAUCUAGCAAGAGCACUAUAUCUCGAUGCCGAUAUAUUCCUUCUUGAUGACCCACUUAGUGCUGUUGAUGUUCCUGUGGCAAAACAUAUAUUCGAAAAAUGUAUAAUGGAGCAUUUGAAACAUAAGAUUUGCAUUUUAGUUACGCAUCAAGUACAGUUUUUAAACCCUGCAAGUAAAAUUUUAGUGUUAAAUAAGGGAACAUGCGAGUUUAUUGGCAAUUACAAUAAAAUGGAAAGUUUUGAAAUGCUUACAGAAAUAUUACCAGAGAAAGAAAUCACCAAAAAUAGGAUAGAAUUAGAGACUGCACUUUUCAACGAUGAUGAAAUAAUUAAAAGCACUGAAACUACGUCUGAUGAUAUUAAAGAUAUUAACAGUGUUAAUGUGAGUAACUUAAAUAAGAGGUGGCAGUUUCGAUUUCUUAUUUUGAAUACAG